Molecule: messenger RNA, 1813 nt
Organism: Cyanistes caeruleus (blue tit)
Lineage: Eukaryota; Metazoa; Chordata; Aves; Passeriformes; Paridae
Source: RefSeq, a predicted model, not a curated record
AGACUUGUGUUCCAGACCCUUCACCAGCUCCAUUGCCCUUGCCUGGAACAGAAGCAGUCCUGCAGUGUCCCAGUGUCUGCCUAAGCAGAAAGCUUCAGGGCCUCUCAUUUCCCACAGAAAUGCAAUAUGGAAUGGGUCGGUGCUGCAUGCAGGCUUCCCACUGUGUCAGGAUCCUGCAGGGGUUUAUAACAACCCCAAGGAGCGGUGGUUCAUGGCAGCCAGCACUAGAUGUGUCAUGCUCCAAGGGCCACUGAGGAAUAAAGCCUUUGGUUUGCACCUUCUGUAUCCAACGACCUGUAACUGCAGCCAGCCUGGGGUCAGGCUCUCCUUCCAGGCAACAAGUGAUAGAGUUAGACGAAGUGGCCUCAAGUUCUCUAAACCAGGAGAGGUUUAGAGUGGAUAUUAGAAUUUUUUUUUUCACUGAAAGGGUUGUGAAGCACUGAAACAAGUUGCCCAGGGGAGUGGUGGAGUCACCAUCCCUGGAAGUAUUCGAGAAACAGGUACGCCUUGCUACAGGGCCCAGACAAAAUAAUGGCAUUUUCUACGAAAUUCGCACAUAUGAUAUUAAGCCAGCAAAGAUGAAGGAGUUUUUGGAAAUGGUCAAGAAGUACUUUCACUUUCGCACAGCUCACUCAGAGCUGGUGGGAUUCUGGUACUCGGAGCUGGGAGCGAUGAACAGGGUGCUCCACAUUUGGAAGUAUGAUAAUUUUGCCCACAGAACAGCAGUCCGGCAUGCACUAGCAAAUGACAAAGACUGGCAGGGAAAAUUCAUCUCUGCAGCUCUCCCCUUGAUGGAGAAGCAGCACAAUGAGGUUGCUUAUCUGGUGCCCUGGUGUCAACUUGGGAAGCCUCCAAAGGAAGGGGGUGUAUAUGAAUGGGUUACUUUCCAGAUGAAGCCUGGUGGGCCAGCAUUGUGGGGUGAAGCAUUUCGAGCUGCAAUCAGUGCUCACAUCAACACAGGAUAUACCAGCCUGAUAGGUGUUUUCCACACAGAAUAUGGAUUACUUAACACAGUUCACGUGUUAUGGUGGAAUGAGAGCCCAGAUCACCGGGCAGCAGGAAGACACCGUGCCCAUGAAGAUGCCAGAGUUGUAGCAGCUGUGCGCGACAGUGUCAGAUUCUUGGAGUCGCAGCAAAAUGUGCUUCUGAUUCCCCUGGAAUGCUCACCGCUGAAGUAAACUUCUUCUAAAGGACAUAACUGAUGGCAGGAGAGACAAGAUGGAAGUGCUGUCAGCAAGUGACAUGGAUCCCCAUACCCUCAUGAGCUGAGCUGUUCUUCAGCUGACAAAAAAUGGAUGCAAAAUACUGAUCCGCUAGCAAUGUAAAUCAGCACAAUUGAUACCAAUUGUUAAACAGAAGUUUAUGGUGAUGUUCCUAUGUCUCCAGGACAAAGAACUCAAGCCAUAUCAUGACAUAAACCGUGCUUCACCAAUCAUCUGUUUUAAUUCCUAAGUUCUUCGUAAUUUUUUGCAUAGCUAGAUCCCUUACCAAACUGAGUAAGUUAAGUGCUCUCGUCCAGCAUUCCAGACAGGGAUGGUAUAAUUUUUGUAAUAUACUUUGAUGAAAAAUCCUUUUUACUUAAUAACAUGUCAUGGUCCAUUUCAGCCUUUUCCUUUAUUGUUCAUUAAACAUUGCCUCAAAACUGUGAGUUAUCCACACAAGUUUUGCCUCAGGUAUUUUAAAACUUGCUGAGGGUGCUGAAUCUGAUUAGUCCUUCUUGUUCAAUUGUGUCGUCAGACUCAUCUGAUUUACAUUCUUUGAAAUACUUUUCGUCAGGCUAGUAAAAGCUAAAUAAAUGAGCAGAAAGCAUUAA